This is a messenger RNA of Telopea speciosissima, 1324 nucleotides long. RefSeq names its product RNA-directed DNA methylation 4-like. Lineage: Eukaryota; Viridiplantae; Streptophyta; Magnoliopsida; Proteales; Proteaceae. Bases 72 to 1163 code for a protein of 363 amino acids. The record is from RefSeq and is a predicted model, not a curated record. The transcript has 11 exons.
ACUUUAAUUUUCUUCUUUGGCACUUGAUAUUCAACCUUUUGUUGGAGGCAACUAUUUCUGGGGCGUUCACAAUGGCUGAUACUGGGGAAAGCUCUUCUUCUCCUUCAUCAUCGAAGCCCAUGAACGGAAAGCCAGUGGUUGUUCGGCUAAAAAGGAAAGCUUCCCAGUCGAGGGUUGACGGGCUCUGGCUAGAGAUAACUGAGAGGCCAGUCAAACGGCCUUUAUUGGAUUUUGGGAAGCUAUUCAUCUCUGGUUCGACUGGGAAAGAUGAAUUGAAGACCAAAAAGAUUUUUGUACAGCAUGUGGAGACAGUUAGCAGUACUGAGGCUGCAGUUGAUAUUUUGCAUUCAUUUGUGGUCAGUCCUGAAUCUUCAGACGCAUCUGGAUUCAGAACAAAGAUUGAGGAGCGAAGACACAUCUUCAUACAAGAGAAUAAAAAGCGAGAUCAACUGUUAUCAAGGGCCAGGCAGAAGCAUGAGGUUCUUGCAAAAAAUGCUCGCUUUGAACAAAUAUGGAAGAGCCGGAAAGAAAACAAAGAGACCGUACUUGAUGAUUCACUACGAGAAAUAUGUCAUCUCUAUGAUGUUGUUCGUGUUGAGGCAGAGGAAGAACCAUCCAUUGAGGCAGAAGAACGGGUGGAUACCACUUUGGAGGAUAACAUAAUUUUGUGUAAUUAUUUGCCUCUAAUAAGAGAGUUCCUUCCUAAUGCUAUAGCAGAAAUCGAAUCUGAUAUUCAAGCUUACAUGUCCAAACAAGGAGCAUCAACAGAUAGCUACGUAUAUGACUUGUACACUGUGAACGAUAAUCUGGAUGCAACUGAUGUCUCAGAUGCAUAUCCUCUGGUUCAAGUUGAUGAGGAGGAUUUCUACGAUGGCCAAAGUCAUUCUGAGUAUGAAAGUGAUGAUUCAAAUGCUGAAGAUAAUCCAUUGAAUGAUUAUCCCGAUGAGGAGACAUCUGAAGAGGAUGAAGUCCAUUCCCAUAGUGAAGCGGAAGAAGGUGAAAGCAGUGUCUCGGGUAAUCAAUCUGAGCAUCAGUCGGAAGAUUCAGGUGCAUUAUAUGAGGAAGAAGUUCUUGUUGAUGAUGAGCUUGGUGUUAUCGUCAGUUAUGAAGAAGAUGAUGAUGAUGAAUAUGAUGAUGAAGACUGGAGGUCAGAGUAUCGUUGAGGUUCAUCUCUAGGGGGAUCCAUACUUUCACGUGGUCAAGAAUAUCCUCAGUUCAUGUGUGAACAUUGUUCAUCCUUUGGAUGUUACAUCCCUGAUGGAUGUAUGUUUUGUUGUCUUGAGCAAACAGUUGAAUGUAGUGCCAAUGGUAUAUUAUGGUAAAG